AUGCCGCUUCAUGGGAAGGGCAGCAGUGGUGGGGAAGGGAGGGGGACAGCGGAAGGAGAAGCGGAAUCCCUUGGUGGAAAUGGCGGUUGUGUGGGGAAGGCAGUGGUGCAGGUGCAAGGGGAGGGUAGUGUUGGUAGAGGUGGGAGAAAGGAGCGAGAAGAGGAGAGAGAAGAAGAGAGAGAAGAGGAGGGAGAAGAAGAGAGACUAGAAGGGGGAGAGGAGGAGGAAAAAGAGGAUGCAGGAGAGGAGGAAGAGGAGGGAGAGAAGGAGGGAGAAGUGGGGGGAGAGGAGGAGGUAGAAGAGGAGGAAGAACCCUCUCCUCUCUGGCCUAGGGGCGAUGUGUUUGUGGGGAGAGGGGAGGUGAUUGAGUGUGACGGAGAGGAGGAUGAUGCUGCAGCUGGGCAAGAGGAGCACAUAAGCUUUCAGGAAGGGCGGAAGAGGAAAAGGCAUGGAGGAGGAGGUGUUGAGAGGGAAGGGGUUGGUUGCGGGAAAAUCAACCUGAAAUGCCACCCGAAGGAGCAGAAGAGGUAUCUGGCUAGGAAAGUGCAUCGUUUUGUAGGGAGGAGAGGCCGCCGAGACAACCUGAGGAAACACCUGAAGGCAACAGAGAAGGAGCACCUAAGGCAGGAGGACAUUCUCUUGAAGGAGGAGGAUCACCUGAGGCAACAGGCAGAACACUUGAAGCAACAGAAAGAACAUCUGGAGCAGAAAGAAUACUUUCUGAAGCAGCAGAAGGAGGAGCAGGAGGCGCACGUGAAACAGAAAGAGUUGCUUCUGAUAGAACAAAAGGAACAGCAGGAGACGCACAGGGGGCAGCAGGAGGCGCUCCUGAGGCAGCAGGAGGAGCAGUUGAAGCAGAAAGAGUUGUUCCUGAGGGAACAGAAGGAGCAGCAAGAGGCGCACUUGAAGCAGAAAGAGUUGCUGCUGAGGGAACAGAAUGAGCAGCAGGAGACGCACAGGGGGCAGCAGGAGGAGCUGCUGAGGCAGCAGGAAGAGCACCUGAAGCAGCAGAGCGAGCACCUGAGCGAUCAGAAAAACCUCCUGAAGCGCAAAAGGCAGCACCAGGAGCUUCAGGGGAGACACACUCGGAUUCGGGAAGAAGAGGAGGGGGAGAAGGCAGAGGGGGAGGAGGGGGAGGAGGGGGAGGAGGGGGAGGAGGGGGAGGAGGGGGAGGAAGGGGAGUGUGUGAAGGAUGAGGUUGGAGAGAGGAUGGCGAUAAUAGUUUUAGAGGAUGGGGCAGGGUUGUCGGGGAGUGAAUGUUAA
Messenger RNA from Closterium sp. Naga37s-1, 1263 nucleotides. The record is from the annotation of a GenBank genome assembly. NCBI's taxonomy places the organism in Eukaryota, Viridiplantae, Streptophyta, Zygnematophyceae, Desmidiales, Closteriaceae.